AAUGCCGGCCAGAAAAUGUAAUCAAAAGAAUUGUCAAUCCUGUAACGUUUUCGUCGAAGCUGAAUAUUGGUCGUCGUCCGAUUUGAGGAUUACCGUACCAAUUAAUAACGAAUUAACUUGUAAAUCUUGCGGUUUAUUGCUGUUGGCCAUCUGUAAAAAGUGCUCAUUUCGAAUUGUAAGUCGGUGUAAGGUUACUUUUGAGAAUAGGAUUAGUAAUAUUUUAAAGAGGACGGAGGAAAAUGCAUGUGGACCAAUUUCCAAGCACAUGUUUGCGUGCGAAGCGGAAUGUAUGACUUUUACGCCAAUAGCCAAAGAACCUACCGCCGAUAUGUGUAUAAUUCAAAAAACGGUCAAGAUACUGAAUAUGGUCGCCUCCUCCGAAUGGAAAAAACUUGCGAAAAGCUUGAAACGGGAUAGCCUACUAAGCAUUAAAGCUCCCAUUAAAUUUACUUGCAAGCAAAUACCGUUCACUUUUGAAAUUGAAGGUUUGUGCGUUGAUCUAAUUGAAAAUCUGUGGAGAUUGAACACUACCGGCAAUGAUCCAUUUAUGUCGGUUCUUAGCGGAGAAAAAUUGCUUUUUACGUCGAUUGAUAUGAAUGUAUUUCUUAAAAUGGAAACAGCCGAAGAAGAAUUGCGAAAGAACAAUGAACAGCUUAGAGAGCAGAUUUCAAGUUUAAAUCAACAAUUGGAGGAGAAAAAUAACGAAUUGGAAAUAUUAUUAAAGGAUAAUUUAAGGGAUAAGAACGAGAAUAAGCUUCAAGUCACGAUGAAAUUCUUUGAAAAUAACGAUAGUAACUGUAGCAAAAAGAGAAAGUUUAAUGACGAGAAUUCACUCAACAACAAUUAGACAAACAAUGCUAUCAAACUAUUAUAAAACAAAUUAUCUUUCAGUUUGUCAACUGGACUUGUGUAAAUGAAAUGUUUAAAACUAAUUGAAAU
Molecule: messenger RNA, 939 nt
Organism: Dimorphilus gyrociliatus
Lineage: Eukaryota; Metazoa; Annelida; Polychaeta; Dinophilidae
Source: the annotation of a GenBank genome assembly